Molecule: messenger RNA, 2684 nt
Organism: Salmo salar (Atlantic salmon)
Lineage: Eukaryota; Metazoa; Chordata; Actinopteri; Salmoniformes; Salmonidae
Gene: kcnk3b
Product: potassium channel, subfamily K, member 3b
Biological process (GO): potassium ion transmembrane transport; stabilization of membrane potential
Cellular component (GO): plasma membrane
Molecular function (GO): open rectifier potassium channel activity; potassium ion leak channel activity; outward rectifier potassium channel activity
Source: RefSeq, a predicted model, not a curated record
GGGAGUGGUGCCCGAAAAGGAUCGUGAAGGUUUUCUACAACCACAGAAUCCGUUAGGAUGAGGUUAAAACCUAGUAGACCUGUUUAUAAGACGAGAGCAAGUCUGUCUCCAAGGGAACUAACUCUCCAGUCAUGAUGAAGAAACAGAACGUACGUACCCUUGCUCUCAUCAUGAGCAUCUUUACCUACCUGCUGGUCGGGGCAGCCGUCUUCGACACCCUGGAAUCUAAACAGGAGAGAAGCCAAAAGAGAAAACUGGACGAGAGGAAGUGGGAGUUAAUACAAAAAUACAACUUGACCAAAGUGAACUUUGACGAGCUCGAAGUCCUGAUGUUGCAACUGAAACCGCACAAAGCCGGGGUGCAGUGGAAAUUCGCCGGAUCUUUUUACUUCGCUAUCACUGUGAUAACUACAAUAGGGUACGGCCACGCUGCACCCAGCACGGAUUCAGGGAAGGUGUUCUGCAUGUUCUACGCCCUCCUGGGGAUACCCCUGACCCUUGUCAUGUUCCAGAGCAUGGGAGAACGUAUCAACACACUGGUCCGCUUCCUUCUCCACCGGGUCAAGCAGUGUCUGGGCCUGCACCACACCGAGGUGUCCAUGGCCAACAUGGUGACCAUCGGCUUCUUCUCUUGCAUGUCCACGCUGUGUGUCGGGGCGGCAGCAUUCUCCCACUACGAGGGCUGGAGCUUCUUCCACGCCUACUACUACUGCUUCAUCACCCUGACCACCAUCGGCUUCGGGGACUACGUGGCGCUUCAGAAGGACCACGCGCUGCAGAACGACCCGCGCUACGUGGCCUUCUGCUUCGUAUACAUCUUGACAGGACUUACCGUGAUCGGAGCCUUCCUCAACCUGGUUGUGUUGAGGUUCCUGAUGAUGAACACCGAGGACGAGUGGCGAGACGCCGAGCAGAAGGCCCUCCUCUCCAGGAGGGGUAAGAAGAACGCCGACGGCGGUCUAUCUGCUGUUUCUGUCUCGGCCUCCACUUCCUCCUCCACUCCCCUUGCCACUACUACCAGCGGCACCAAGCGAGGCCUGAAGGAUGUGUACGGCGAGGUGCUGGGCUUCCAGACAGUGUGUUCGUGUCUGUGGUACCGCAGCAGGGAGAAUCUGCAGGGCCAGGGAUCCAUCCCAAUGACGAUAAACCGGGACCUGGGCUUCUCUGACCAAUACAUAGAGAACUGCACCACGCUCUCUCCUCACUGGGACAUGAUGUCCUCUCACUACUGCGAGCCAGGUGAUACAGGGUGUGUAUGCAGCCCUCACCAGUGCAUCAGUUCCAUAGCCUCUGGCUUAAACUUCCUCACCCCAUUCAGGGCCUUCGCCAAGAGACGCAGCUCGGUCUAAACCAGACCAAUUAAAAUCUGGGGACAUCAAAACCAGUUCCACUGCUGAUUUGAAUUCUUCCCUUCUAAUCAGGGAAUCAUUUAGACCUUGGACACCAGGUGGGUGCAAAUAAUUAUCAGGUAGAGCAGAAAAACCCAGCAGUACUCUGGAACUCCAGGCUGGGAUUUGAAGAUCCCUGGUCGAGACUCAGUGAUCAGGUCAGAUUCCUUUAAGCACCAAAAAAAAGAAAUCAGCCUGAACUGGGAUAGACUACCUGAACUGGGAUAGACCACCUGAUCUGGAUAGACUACCUGAACUGGAUAGACUACCUGAACUGGAAUAGACCACCUGAACUGGAAUAGACCACCUGAAACUGGGAUAGACCACCUGAACUGGGAUAGACCACCAGAACUGGGAUAGACUACCUGAACUGGGAUAGACCACCUGAACUGGGAUAGACUACCUGAACUGGGAUAGACCACCUGAACUGGAAUAGACCACCUGAAACUGGGAUAGACCACCUGAACUGGGAUAGACUACCUGAACUGGGAUAGACCACCUGAACUGGGAUAGACCACCUGAACUGGGAUAGACUACCUGAACUGGGAUAGACUACCUGAACUGGAAUAGACCACCUGAACUGGGAUAGACCACCUGAAACUGGGAUAGACCACCUGAAACUGGGAUAUACCACCUGAACUGGGAUAGACUACCUGAACUGGGAUAGACCACCUGAAACUGGGAUAGACUACUUGAAACUGGGAUAUACUACCUGAACUGGAAUAGACCACCUGAACUGGGAUAGACCACCUGAAACUGGGAUAGACCACCUGAAACUGGGAUAGACCACCUGAACUGGGAUAGACCACCUGAAACUGGGAUAGACCACCUGAAACUGGGAUAGACCACCUGAACUGGAAUACACCACCUGAAACUGGGAUAUACCACCUGAAACUGGGAUAGACCACCUGAACUGGGAUAGACCACCUGAAACUGGGAUAGACUACCUGAACUGGGAUAGACUACCUGAACUGGGAUAGACCACCUGAACUGGAUAGACUACCUGAACUGGGAUAGACUACCUGAAACUGGGAUAGACCACCUGAACUGGGAUAGACCACCUGAACUGGGAUAGACUACCUGAACUGGGAUAGACCACCUGAUCUGGAUAGACUACCUGAACUGGAUAGACUACCUGAACUGGAAUAGACCACAUGAACUGGAAUAGACCACCUGAAACUGGGAUAGACCACCUGAACUGGAUAGACUACCUGAACUGGGAUAGACUACCUGAACUGGGAUAGACUACCGUAAUUUCCGGACUAUUAAGCACACCUGAAUAUAAGCCACACCCAC